This is a messenger RNA of Equus quagga, 1896 nucleotides long. It is a transcript of the gene CHRNA4, whose product is annotated as cholinergic receptor nicotinic alpha 4 subunit. Lineage: Eukaryota; Metazoa; Chordata; Mammalia; Perissodactyla; Equidae. The coding region runs from base 1 to 1896 and encodes 631 amino acids. Gene Ontology annotation, biological process: nervous system process; chemical synaptic transmission; monoatomic ion transmembrane transport. Gene Ontology annotation, molecular function: transmembrane signaling receptor activity; acetylcholine-gated monoatomic cation-selective channel activity. The transcript is spliced from 6 exons. The record is from RefSeq and is a predicted model, not a curated record. Gene Ontology annotation, cellular component: neuron projection; postsynaptic membrane; synapse.
AUGGAGCUCGGGGGCCCGGGGGCGCCGCCGCCGCCGCUGCUGCCGCCGCUGCUGCUGCUUCUGGGGGUCGGCCUCCUGCCCGUGAGCAGCGAUGUGGAGACCCAGGCCCACGCCGAGGAGCGGCUGCUGAAAAAACUCUUCUCUGGCUACAACAAGUGGUCCCGGCCUGUGGCCAACAUCUCGGAUGUGGUCUUUGUCCACUUCGGCCUGUCCAUUGCACAGCUCAUUGACGUGGACGAGAAGAAUCAGAUGAUGACAACGAAUGUGUGGGUGAAGCAAGAGUGGCACGACUAUAAGUUGCGCUGGGACCCCGAGGACUACGAGAACGUGACCUCCAUCCGCAUCCCCUCUGAGCUCAUCUGGCGGCCGGACAUUGUCCUCUACAACAACGCGGACGGGGACUUUGCGGUCACCCACCUGACCAAGGCCCACCUCUUCCACGAUGGGCGGGUCCAGUGGACACCGCCGGCCAUCUACAAGAGCUCCUGCAGCAUCGAUGUCACCUUCUUCCCCUUCGACCAGCAGAACUGCACCAUGAAGUUUGGGUCCUGGACCUACGACAAGGCCAAGAUCGACCUGGUGAGCAUGCACAGCCGCGUGGACCAGCUGGACUUCUGGGAGAGCGGCGAGUGGGUCAUCGUGGACGCCGUGGGCACCUACAACACCAGGAAGUACGAGUGCUGCGCUGAGGUCUACCCGGACAUCACCUACGCCUUCGUCAUCCGGCGCCUGCCGCUCUUCUACACUAUCAACCUCAUCAUCCCCUGCCUGCUCAUCUCCUGCCUCACCGUGCUCGUCUUCUACCUGCCCUCCGAGUGCGGCGAGAAGAUCACGCUCUGCAUCUCCGUGCUGCUCUCGCUCACCGUCUUCCUGCUGCUCAUCACCGAGAUCAUCCCCUCCACCUCGCUGGUCAUCCCGCUCAUCGGGGAGUACCUGCUCUUCACCAUGAUCUUCGUCACGCUCUCCAUCAUCAUCACCGUCUUUGUCCUCAACGUCCACCACCGCUCGCCACGCACGCACACCAUGCCCGCCUGGGUCCGCCGGGUCUUCCUGGACGUCGUGCCGCGCCUGCUCUUCAUGAAGCGGCCGUCCGUGGUCAAGGACAACUGCAGGCGGCUUAUUGAGUCCAUGCAUAAGAUGGCCAGCACCCCACGCGUCUGGCCCGAGCCCGAGCCCGAGGGGGAGCCCAACUUCGUGAGCGGAGUCCGGAGCCAGGGUCCCUCACCCACCCCGUCCUUCUGUGGCCCCCUGGAUGAGACAGUCAAGCCCCAGCCUGCCUGCAAGUCACCCUCGGACCAGGUCCCCACUCUGCAGCCCUCAGAGACCGAGAAAGCCAGCGCCUGCCCCUCGCUGGCCCCAGGCCACCCACCUACUGGCACCCGGGCCCCAGGUCUUGCCAAAGCCAGGUCCCUGAGUGUCCAGCACAUGUCCAGCCCCAGCAAAGCAGAGGGCGGCGUCCGGUGCCGGUCUCAGAGCAUCCAGUACAGCAUUCCCCGAGAUGCUGCUGCCUCCGAGGCUGAGGACCCAGCGGCCAGCUCCUCCACUUCUCUGAAGGCCCCCUCGACCGAGCUCCCACCCCCAGACCAGGCCUCUCCGUGCAAAUGCAAGUGCAAGAAGGAGCCAGCCUUGGAGUCCCCAAACACCGCGCUCAAAGCACGCAGCACCAAAGGGCCGCCCCGGCAUGUGCCUCUGUCACCGGCCCUGACACGGGCAGUUGAGGGCGUCCAGUACAUCGCAGACCACCUCAAGGCAGAAGACACAGACUUCUCGGUGAAGGAGGAUUGGAAGUACGUGGCCAUGGUCAUCGACCGCAUCUUUCUCUGGGUGUUCAUCAUCGUCUGCCUGCUGGGGACCGCGGGCCUCUUCCUGCCGCCCUGGCUGGCUGGCAUGAUCUAG